This is a messenger RNA of Solenopsis invicta (red fire ant), 2946 nucleotides long. It is a transcript of the gene Git, whose product is annotated as ARF GTPase-activating protein GIT1. The transcript has 13 exons. Gene Ontology annotation, molecular function: protein binding; GTPase activator activity. Lineage: Eukaryota; Metazoa; Arthropoda; Insecta; Hymenoptera; Formicidae. Gene Ontology annotation, biological process: regulation of ARF protein signal transduction; brain development. The coding region runs from base 217 to 2247 and encodes 676 amino acids. The record is from RefSeq and is a predicted model, not a curated record.
CACCGGGGGAAGAGAGGAACCAAGGGGAACUUGGUACUUGGUACUCUUGGUAUAGUGGGAGCACGGUGUAAUGGAACAAGUUGACUCGAGUUUUUACUUCGCCUUACUCCAGAUCGUCCUCCUCGUCGUCGUUGCUGUCCACCUCCAUCGUUUAUAUCGUGCGCUCGCGAUGCAGCGUAAUGCACGAGAGUGAGUGCGACUAAUCGAGCAGAAAGUAUGGCACGUCCCAAACACAGAGCGAGCGCAGAGGUGUGCGCUGACUGCGGGGCACUCGAGCCAGGAUGGGCAUCAAUAAACAGAGCUAUUUUAUUAUGCGACGAUUGUUGUGGAAUUCAUCGUAGUCUAGGACGUCAUGUGUCACAUAUUAAAUCUUUGCACAAGGGUGUUUGGAAUCCUCACUUAUUGAACAUGGUGCAUACAUUGAGUGAUAAUGGAGCUAACAGUAUUUGGGAACAUUCCCUACUAGAUCCCAGCAACUCCAAGAUUAGUAGACGAAAACCACAACCUAAAGAUUCCUUGCAUCCAGUAAAGGCAGAUUUUAUUAAAGCCAAGCAUCAACACUUGGCCUUUAUAUUACGACCAAGCAAGGAAGAAUGUUGUACCGAGGAGGAACUCAAUAGACAGUUGCACAGUAGCGUUCGGACAAGUAAUUUAGAAACUUCAUUGAGGCUAUUGGCACAAGGAGCCAACCCUAAUUAUUUUUAUAAGGAGAAAGGAACUACACCUUUACACGUGGCAGCUCGUGCUGGACAAGCUCUCCAAGUAGAACUUUUAAUAGCUAAUGGUGCAAACCCGAGUGUAGUUGAUUUAAAUGGACAAACAGCUGCUGAUAUUGCCAAAAUGGCAGGACAUAUAGAUUUAUCUGAACGUAUAAUUGAAUGUAUGUACGAUGUAACAGAUAGACUGACAUAUCACGUAUGUUCUCGUAAACCAAGUCAUCGAGGCGAUCAACAUCUCAUUAAUUCCGAUUUGGCUUCUUUCUUGGAUAAAAAUGAGUUAGCUUUGGAAGGUAGAAGCAGAUUGCAAAUGUUACCAAAUCAUUUGCUGGAGGAGUUAGCCAUGGAUGUUUACGAUGAGGUGGAUCGCCGGGAAACAGAAGCAAUUUGGUUCUCAACUGCGUCCCUCCCGGAGAAAUGUACUGUUCCAUUUUUGCCAGUUAAUCCACAAUUGUCAUCUACUAGAAAUCAAGGAAGACAAAAAUUAGCGAGAUUCACGCCGAAGGAAUUCACUACUCUUAUCGCAGAUUUACUAAUUGAGGCGGGUCGAAGACACAUGCUUGCUAAUAAUGCACUUCAAAAUCCUGCAGUAUCUAUGCUUCGCAAAGAGCAAGUUGGUAAGCAUGGAUCACAAAUGUCUGAUGAUGAACCUUUGUACGACAGUGUUGCAUCUGAUGAUGACUAUGCUGCUCUAACAUCUACAGAUAAUACUUCGUCUGAUGUCUCAAACCAGCUUAAAAUUAAUAACGAGGAAGUAUUUACGCCAAUUUCUAAGGGUCUUCCGUCCAUGGUAGAAGUUUUGAAAAAACAGUUGACCCUAUCUGAAUCAACCGUUCGAGAUCUUCGUGAGCAGAUACACACUCUGCAAACCGCCAACGAGCAACUCGCUCAAGAAAAUAACAAGCUGAAACAUAUGCUACAAAUUAAAGCUUCUGGUGAUGGCAACAUGAAUGGACAUGUUGGUGGAGAACAGGAACCUGAAUUAGAGCCAGUGCACGAUAUCAAAACAUCCACUAUACGCGGAAAUCAACGACCGGCAUCAAUGUACGAGACUAGAGAAGGUUUACGGAAACCAGCGUCAUGGUCAACAACCAUUUGUCAAACAAAACGCGACAUUGAACCUUUAUCGCGGAAUAACACGCAAAGUUUGUGGGAAUGUGGUGCGCCUAAUUUGCCACCCAGUGAAGAGGUAACUCGACGAACGGAACAAGUUACUAGGCGAAUUCAAGAGCUGUGGAUGGCUAUGCAAGAUCCAAGCCAACGAGAAGCUUUUGUUCCUUGUGCCGAGAGGAUACGUGUAGCUGUUGCCGAAUUAACCGCUAUAUUUCCUCAGAAUCCAAUUGAAGAGAAUAUCAGGUCUGCCUUACGCCAAUUAAAUGGUAAUACCGGGAGACUUCAAGCAGAGUGUUCUGGUCUUCAAAGAUGCACCAGUGAUGCCGAACACAUGGAUCGUUGUUUGCAACAAGUACGUUCGUGCGCUUACGAUAUUGCCAAAGCAACUAAGCUACUUGUUACGCAAUUUCAAACGUAGAUUUUCUCGCAAUGUCACAGAAAAAGUAUUGAAUGAUGCCUUUGUUUUUUACCAAAUCUACUAAAUAUUUUUUUUCUUUUGAGUCUUGAUUACAAUUAGUUAUUAAUUAAUUAUUGUAAUAUGCUUUAUAUGUAUAUGUAUAUACAUACAUAUAUAAAGUAUUUACAUUUUAUAAUAAUUCCUUUACUUAUCCUUCUGUUAAGUUUAAUAAAUAUUGGAGCAAAAUCACUUUUUUUUCUAUUAUUAUUAUUAAAUUAUUUAAUUCUUAUAAUGAAACAAUAAAAACAUACUUUAAAAUUAUUUAAAUAACCAUGAUUGAAUGUAAUCUAACAAAGACAUGACAUUGAUUGAAUAUAUACAGGAUGAGUUUUAAUUCCUGUGUCAACGCCCUAUCACAGUGGUACGCAAUCUUUUAUAAAUUAAGAGCCAUUUUCAGAAAUAGGCAAUCUCUUGCGGAUCGGAUAAAUACACACAUACACACACACGUGCGUGCGCGUGCAUGUAUAUUUAUGGGUAUGUACAUUCUGUUUCACGUAUAAUGUAUAUGAUGCAUCAUUUAUUCUUAUUGUUUAACUAAUGUUAAACAAGCAUAUAUGUUGCAUUAUGCGCAUCAUAUAUGAAACAGAACGUACUGUAUGUUAAUAUGAAAACAUAUGUAUGUAUAAUAGAUAGAUAAAAAAAUUUAUAUCUUAAUACUAA